AUGGCAGUCGAUGUCAGUGGUUCUAUGAGAUGGCUUAUCGAUACUGUUGUCGAUGGCAUUUCCGGAAUCAACGCGGUCCUGAAUAACGAGGACCUCGUCAGUGUCUUAGACUUUGCUGAAACACAACGGACCAUCUUUGGAUACUUGAAACGAGCCAGAGUUGACUGGGACAACGUGAGGGACACACUGAGAACCGAUGCGCAUCGCUCCAACUGCGGAGCGCAAACUGCUCUAUGGGACGUAAUCGGGUAUGUCCUCGACACGACUCCACACAACAGGAAGUACAGCGUGUACAAGCCCGAAAUCGUCAUCUUCACCGAUGGUCAUGACAACUGUUCAACAAAGCACAGCAUUUACAGCAUUCAAGAGGCCAUCCGACAUCCGGGCAUUUCUCACGUUCACAUCACCAUCAUCGAUGCGUCUCAGGGCGGCAAUCCCCAGCUUAGAUGGAUUUGCGGAGAGACUGAGCAUUGCUCGUAUGUGCCUGUCCAAGCGUUUGAGGAGGUUGUUGCGCGUGCCUUUGUAGAGGUCACUGCAGCCGGCACAAAGCGUCUUACCAUCUCGAUCGAUCUAUCAGGUGACACGAUGAACGCACUGGCAAGUACAUUCAAUCAGCUGGCUAUUGAACCUGCGGCGCUCCCUUCCACAGAGGAUGGAGAGACCAAUGGUGGGAGAGAGCGUGGACGUGGACGUGGUGGGCGUGGGCGUGGAUCGGGCUAA
Molecule: messenger RNA, 720 nt
Organism: Fusarium falciforme
Lineage: Eukaryota; Fungi; Ascomycota; Sordariomycetes; Hypocreales; Nectriaceae
Exons: 2
Coding region: 1-720 (239 amino acids)
Source: RefSeq, a predicted model, not a curated record